AGAACUUAUUCCAGACUGCAAAUGAAUGGGACUUGUGUUACGUUACCACCAGCUAAUUUAAUCAUACUGUACAUGUGUCCCUUUUUAGAGAACCAUAGAGAAGAGUCUGCCUUCCAGAACCACCUAACAGCCAAAGUCUUGGUGUUCACAUUCUUCAACUACUUUGCAGUCCUGUUCCACAUUGCAUUCGUCAAGCAGGAUGUGGCUUUGCUCCGUAAGCGCCUGGCCUCUUUGCUGCUCAUUACCCAGUUGGUGAACCAGGUGACUGAGGUGGUAGUACCCUUCCUGGUGGACCGCUUCGUGAGCGCUCCCCACAGGACGGAGAGUGAAGAUGACCCAGAGGAGGACAAAUUUAGAAAUCAAAUCAAACUGCCUGUGUUCCCGGGCCUGUUCGCAGAGUACAUUGAGCUCCUGGUCCAGUUUGGCUAUCUGAGUCUUUUCUCGUGUGUCUACCCUCUGACGGCUGUGCUGCUGCUCAUCAACAACGUGACAGAGAUCCGCUCUGACGCCUACAAAGUCUGCAAACUCUUCCGCAAGUCCUUCUCCGCCCCUGUGGCCAACAUGGGUGUAUGGCAGAUUGCUUUUGAGGUCCUGAGUUUCGUCGCGGUCAUGUCGAACUGCUGGCUGCUGACACUGUCGCCACAGUUGCAAAGGUUGCAUGACGAGGGCCACAUGAGCAGCACCAACAUUGUGCUGAUGGCUAUUACGGCCGAGCAUGUUCUUAUCAUCGUCAAGGUGAUUGUUGCAGCCCUGAUUCCAGAUGAACCAGACUGGAUCAGGAAGAAGAGAGCCCACAUGCAGUACACAUCCAUGCAGGCUUUAAGACAGCAGAACUUGCCAUCUGAGGAGGCCCAAAUCUCUUUCAAUGUGUGAGGUAGCGACACCCAAGAAAAACAAAUUUGAGUUUUAUUGGCAUGUUUCUGUGCAUACGUCAUAGGUAUUUUUAAAGGUGGGAUUUUACACUUUGGAGACAAGUCACAUGCUGGUAUUUUAGUGAAAUGGGGGCUGGGGGGAUUUUAUAUCAAAUUCAUACCAGAGAAAUAUAUGAGCCUUCGAUGAACAAAAUAAUAUCCAAUGUGACUAAAAAGGAAGACAAACUGCAAAGUAGAAGGUCAAAGGGUGAAUUAUAGCAAUGAAGUAUAUGUACGGAAAGGGAUGAAUAUAAGACAAAAAAAAGUUCCAAAAGCAAAGUCGUUUUGAACAGGAAAGGCCCCUUGUCGCUUGAUAUUCUAAGGCCUAAGAGCACCACUUAAAUUUGUCUUCAAAGUCCCAACUGGCAGCUUUAAUUCCACCAAGUUUGUUGCUUUUACCCCACAUGGUGCUUCAACAAUGUCCACUCUGGAAGUUGCACUUCCACAUCACACAUACACUAAAAGUACAAUUCAGACUUUAGAGGGUCAAUGUGCAAACUGAAUGUAUUUACUAUUUGCUGCAUAGGAAAUGCCUUUAAAAUAAGGUUUACAUUAUAUAGGUUGAAAGGUCAGAGAGAGGCGAAAUAUUUAUUACCAUGCUGACACUGUUUUCUUGACGAGAUUUUUGUUUCGCAUGUUGUCCAAAAUGAUCGAAGCUACAGUGAGUGACGAAAGGUAAAUGUCACCAUAAACAGCAGUUUACUUCAAAAACUCUUUUUUUUUUUUUUAAAUUGUAACCUAGAUAUCAUCUAGGAUUUUUGUAAUAAUCACAACAGAAUGUGUUUUCUGGAUUUUGGCAGUGAUUUUCAGAUCGCACUAUAGAGGAGAUAAUAGCUCAGCAAUACACGCAACAUGAUUUGGUAAAAAUUCCCCUGAAAUUACAAAAAGCAGAUAAUGAUGCUGCCAAUAUAAAAAUAGAAAAAAAAAAGUUAUUGUUGAAAGUAACAAGCAUAAACUAAACUAACAGACCACGUCUUGUACUUUGCAAUUAUAUGUGCUUUUGUUCAUCAGUUGUAGCGCUUUUAUGCACUUAUUUUGUAUUGUGCCUCUAGUGACUGCUUAACUCAGCAGUAUUACUACUGAUUCAUCUUCUACUUUGUGCUGUUCACGCUUUAGUGCUGGGAGAUUGAAUGUGGCAAAUCAUACAAUGUGUAUUCUUCUUCCAAAGAAUGGCUUCAACAAUGGCACCUAGCAGUUUUAAACAAAGUAGUUAUUCAACUUCUAACCACUAGUAGGCGCUUCAAGACUAAGUGUCCUUGCAAUUUCGUCAGGGUGUCUGGUCAAAAGUGGGUAUGAACAUGGGCUGUAUCACAAUAAAGAAGAGUAAAAAAGGUUA
Messenger RNA from Syngnathoides biaculeatus (alligator pipefish), 2247 nucleotides. RefSeq names its product anoctamin-10-like. NCBI's taxonomy places the organism in Eukaryota, Metazoa, Chordata, Actinopteri, Syngnathiformes, Syngnathidae. The transcript is spliced from 7 exons. Gene Ontology annotation, biological process: chloride transmembrane transport. Gene Ontology annotation, cellular component: plasma membrane. The record is from RefSeq and is a predicted model, not a curated record. Gene Ontology annotation, molecular function: chloride channel activity. The coding region runs from base 22 to 873 and encodes 283 amino acids.